Solea solea (common sole) is the source of this 3823-nucleotide messenger RNA. RefSeq names its product high-affinity choline transporter 1-like. Bases 325 to 2112 code for a protein of 595 amino acids. The transcript is spliced from 9 exons. Lineage: Eukaryota; Metazoa; Chordata; Actinopteri; Pleuronectiformes; Soleidae. Gene Ontology annotation, cellular component: dendrite; perikaryon; synapse. Gene Ontology annotation, molecular function: choline:sodium symporter activity. The record is from RefSeq and is a predicted model, not a curated record. Gene Ontology annotation, biological process: neuromuscular synaptic transmission; transmembrane transport; acetylcholine biosynthetic process.
ACCCUCCUCCAGUUGGAUCAUCGUGCGCGCUCUGACGUGAUUCCAUGCGAGGUCCUCAUUAUUGGAGUCGUUCGGUUUCUCUGACGUGUGUUUCAUUCCCGUGACGGCACCUGCGUCCUUAUAAGCCGCGGUAAGUCACCCGGGAGACCAGCUUUUCAUUGGACUGGCCCUCAGUGUCCACACGCACAAGAGAAAACACUGCACCCGACCUGGCUCUGCCUUGCUCGUCCUUUCCAUCCGCAUCAGGUGCACCAGCACAUGACUGUAGAAAUACUUGAGGUCUCCAUGCCUUCCCGCUCCAUAUAACGGAGGACCGGUGCGACGAUGACCAUCCACGUAGAGGGACUUGUGGCCAUUGCGAUCUUUUACUUACUGAUUCUGUUCGUGGGCAUCUGGGCGGCAUGGAAGAACAAGCACACGGGGGAGGCGGAGGGCACCGACCGCAGCGAAACCAUCAUGGUCGGCGGGAGAGACAUUGGAUUAUUCGUGGGUGGAUUUACCAUGACAGCCACCUGGGUUGGAGGAGGAUACAUCAAUGGCACAGCUGAGUAUGUGUAUCUGCCCGAUUUUGGCUUGGCGUGGGCACAGGCGCCCUUUGGAUAUGCCCUCAGUCUGGUUCUGGGCGGCCUUUUCUUCGCCAAGCCCAUGCGCUCACGAGGUUACGUCACCAUGCUGGACCCGUUCCAGCAGCUGUACGGGAAGCGCAUGGGCGGCCUUCUCUUCAUACCUGCACUCAUGGGUGAGAUCUUCUGGUCUGCUGCCAUUUUAUCUGCCCUGGGUGCUACUCUGAGUGUCAUCGUGGACAUAAACAUCAAGAUGUCGGUGGUCAUCUCAGCGCUCAUUGCCAUCUUCUACACCCUGGUUGGAGGACUUUACUCUGUGGCCUACACUGACGUCGUGCAGCUCUUCUGUAUCUUUGUUGGCCUGUGGAUCAGCAUCCCAUUUGCCCUGAACCACCCAGCGGUGUCCGACAUCACAGUGACAGCGGUGAAGGAGGUGUAUCAGUCGCCCUGGAGGGGCAGCAUCCGCAGCGUCGACACCUGGGUGUGGAUCGACAACUUCUGCCUCCUGAUGUUUGGAGGAAUCCCCUGGCAGGUGUAUUUCCAGAGAGUUCUGUCUGCGUCCUCGGCCACGUACGCUCAGGUCCUCUCUUUCCUGGCUGCGUUCGGCUGCCUCGUCAUGGCCGUGCCCUCCGUUCUCAUCGGAGCCAUCGGAGCCUCCACAGACUGGAACCAGACGACUUAUGGCGCCGUGCCUCCUCGGAUAAAGGACGAGGCAGACAUGAUUCUACCCAUCGUGCUCCAGCACCUCUGUCCGCCGUUCGUCUCCUUCUUCGGCCUGGGCGCCGUGUCUGCAGCUGUCAUGUCCUCGGCCGACUCUUCCAUCCUUUCGGCGAGCUCCAUGUUUGCGAGGAACAUCUACCAGCUCGCCUUCAGACAGUCGGCGUCGGACCGAGAGAUUGUGUGGGUGAUGCGUAUCACCAUCUUUGUGUUUGGCGGCCUCGCCACAGUGAUGGCCCUCCUCACCGGCUCGGUGUACGGCCUCUGGUACCUGAGCUCGGACCUGGUUUACGUCAUCAUCUUCCCCCAGCUGAUCAGCGUGCUCUUCGUCAAGGGCACCAACACAUACGGCUCGGUGGCCGCCUACCUGUUCGGCAUGGUGCUGCGUAUCGGCGGAGGGGAACCCUACCUGAAGCUGCCUCCUUUCAUCUAUUACCCCGGCUGGACCACCGAGAUAAAGAAGCACCACAUGACCGGAGAGCUGGAGGAGUUCGUCGUCCAGAAGUUUCCCUUCAAGACUGUCUCCAUGGUGGCCUCGUUCCUGGGGAACGUGGCCUUCUCCCACCUGGCCAAGUACCUGUUUGAGAGCGGCAAGAUUUCGCACAAGUACGACUUCCUCGACGCGGUGGUGUCCAAGGACAGCGGCGAGAUCAUGGACAAGACGACGCUUGUCGUGCGCGGCAACAACAUCGGCCUGUCGGAGAUGAAGCCGCGGCUGAGCGUGACCUUGGCGGCCGCCUUCACGCGCCGCGACACACUGCCUGCAGAAACCGUGGAGGAGGAGGAGGAGGACUCGUCAAGCCCAGACUCCUCCCACCAUGAUGAAGAAUGACAAACUCGGGGGAGGAAAAAAAACUGAACAUGUGACCGAACUGCCAGAACGUUGGUUACAUUGUUGGAUACCUUUGGACUAUGGAGAGCCAAACCCCGCUCGUAGAGACUGGAUAUCAGCCCAAUGUCAGGAUAUAGAUAAAUAGUGUAGCAGCUUGCUGAUUGUCCAGCCAUAAAGCUGUCUUUUUUUGUCACAUACACCAUCUCACACACUCACUUCCUUCCUUGAAGCGGUUUGUAGAUAAAGGAACUGUUCAAAAGACUCUUAAUUAGGGCCCGAGCCACGAAUGGCAGGGGCCGUAACGGCUGACCCUACUGUUGUCCUCCAGAUGAUGUGGUUUUGCGGUGGUUUUUGAGGGGGUUAACGUGCAUAGAAACUCUUGAAACUUGAAAAUGCAAUAUCGGCAUAGUUCCUGGACCCAUGUGUUGCUCAAGGGCUCUAUAGCGCCCCCCUAAGGUGAGAACAGAGUCAAAAUUGAGUUCCCUCGAAUUUCCCGAAACUUGGUGGGAAGAUGUUUUCGACCAAGACGAACAAAAAAGUCGACUGUAACCAUGGCCUCAACUCAACAGGAAGUAGGCCAUUUUGAAUUUUGGCAUCCAUUUUAACGAUUUGCACUAUUGAUUUGCAUAUUGAGUGAGGCAAAUAGUGAGGUCAGGGAACUGCUGCACUCCCCGACUUGCAUAGGGAUGCGCAAAUCCUUUUCAAACUGAGGUGAAACUGCAAACUGCAAACUGGUGGUAUACAGUAUCAAAAACGGAUGAUUAACUGACAGCACAACCAGAGUUUGUGUUGUUUGUGCCAAUCAGUUAACAGCAAUAACCUAUACACACAUGUACAACAAUUAUUGUAAAUGUCUGACUGUGAGAGUGUAAGUAAAAACAGAAAUUAUUAAAAAAAAGAAAUGUUUAUUUUAGAGCUUUAAUGUGCCAUAUCGAGGACAUCCAUUCAGCGCGUGACAGAGAUGUACAAAUUCAUUAAAAGUGAAAUAAAAAGCCAAUGGACAGGUCUCUCAUGUUCCCGUCGAACACGUUAAAACUGUGACUCGAGAAAAGGAACGAUCCAUUCAUCACGUCCCGAGUAGAAAAUAUACAAGCAGUCUAUAGUGAAGCAUUAGCCGUUAGUGUUCGCUUUAAUGUCGAGUUUUUAGAAAGUCAUUCGUGUAAAUUAAUAGUGUUUGAAAAUUAUCUUUUUAUUCAGUUGCCUUAAAACCUUCAAGUUCAAGAAAAAAAAGAAGCCACAGCUCGGGAACCAGACGCCGCUCCAACCGCAGUGAUUGAUGACUUGAAUACGAAUGUAACCUCAAGAAAAGAUCCAAUUAUAUCACGUAGUAGUGCGUCGUUGACUUGAUGUUUGUGUACGUUUUUUGUUGCUGUUUGUUAUGUGAUUUGCAAAGUCAAACACGGCGGGUUCUGAUUUACACGUUUAUUUAUCGGUGGUGUACAGGUUAUCUUCUCUGUGCUGUGUAUAUUUGUAUACAUAUGAUGGAAAAAGAAGAAAAGAACAUAUAUAUAUAUAUAGAUAGAUAGAUAGAUAUAAAUGACGCUGGUAUAAAUGUUUAUUUAUUUUUGGUGUCACAAAAAGAUGAAACAAUAAAAAAAAGAAAGAAAACAAUGUAAGGGAAAUAUAUAAACUCUACUUUUGUAAAAAAAGAAAAUGAAAUUUGUGUUUCCACAUCUGUUGUUCGCUGACUUUACUUUAAGAAUAUGGGGUU